AUGAAUGAACUCAGAAUGCAUCAAAGAAUUAUUCGACAAAAUUUAUUGGUGUUAUGUUUACUUUUGAGUUAUAAUGGAGUCCAAGGAGAAAAAAAGUUAUCCAAAUUGGAAGACAUGGAGUUAGAGAAACAAUUGAAACUUUUGAAUAAGCCAGCAAUCAAAACAGUUAAGACUAAAUAUGGAGAUGUAUACGAUUGUGUUGAUUUCUACAAACAACAUGCGUUUGAUCAUCCAUUGUUGAAGGACCAUAAAUUUCAUCCUAAGAUGAAGCCUACUUUACCUAUGAUAAAGCAAAAUUCAUAUGCCUCAACAACUAGUAGGUUAUCGACAAUAUGGUCAAAAGAUGGAGGUUGUCCUUCAGGAACUGUUCCCAUUAAGAGAAUCACAAAGAAUGAUCUUAUAAGACAAAGAGAUAUGCCACCGCCAGAACCUGCCAACUUCGACCACGAAUUUGCAGGCAGCAAUAACAAUAUUACUGAGCAAAAAGCAAGCUACAUGCCUUCUUAUGGAUAUAAGCGUGCCAUGGCUAAAACUCCAAAAGAUCCAAAUGCAAAGUUUACGGGAGGUGGAAUGGCAGCUAGUGUGUAUAAUCCUCACGUUGAAGGCAAACAACAUAGUGCUUGUCGACUAAGAAUUCAAAAAGGAUCGGAUAUCUUACAAACUGGUUGGAGAGUGGAUCCAACAUUAUAUGGGGAUAAUAAAACUAGAUUUUUCGUGCAUUUCCAGACAGGUAAAACCCAUUGUUUCAAUGUGUUAUGCCCAGGCUUUGUGCAAGUAAACCAUGAUAUACCUCUUGAUACUUCAUUCGAUCACAUUUCACAACGUGGAGUGAUAACAUGGGAGAUCAUAUUGUACAUUUAUAAGGAUCAAGUCUAUAAAAACUGGUGGGUUCUAGAGGGACAAAACUAUACACUAGUUGGUUUUUGGCCGCAUGCUAUCUUCACUGAGUUGGAAGGUUUUGCUACAAAUGUUGAUUGGGGAGGAGUUGCAUAUAAUCCACCAGGUGUACCUGAACCUCCAAUGGGCUCAAGCUAUUUUCCCAUUGAAAACUCUACUUUUGAUGCAUAUUGUAGGAGCAUUGCAGUUUCAAAUGAGGAAGGAGAUUCGGUAGGAAUAUAUAAUAUAGUCUGGCUUACUGAAAAUAUUUUUGCAUAUAAGGUUUUAUUCAAAACACUUUUGGAAGGUUCAAACUCUUUUACGUAUGUUCUUUAUGGUGGACCUGGUAAUAGUCCACAAGUGUAA
This is a messenger RNA of Solanum dulcamara, 1242 nucleotides long. RefSeq lists its product as uncharacterized. The transcript is spliced from 8 exons. The record is from RefSeq and is a predicted model, not a curated record. NCBI's taxonomy places the organism in Eukaryota, Viridiplantae, Streptophyta, Magnoliopsida, Solanales, Solanaceae. Bases 1 to 1242 code for a protein of 413 amino acids.